Molecule: messenger RNA, 405 nt
Organism: Lactuca sativa (garden lettuce)
Lineage: Eukaryota; Viridiplantae; Streptophyta; Magnoliopsida; Asterales; Asteraceae
Source: RefSeq, a predicted model, not a curated record
AUGACGGCUUACAAAGCCGACGGUGACUACGGUUAUCUGUUCAAUUUAGUUUUGAUCGGAGACUCUGGUGUCGGUAAAUCGAACUUGCUUUCUAGAUUUGCUAAGAACGAGUUCAAUCUCGAAUCAAAGUCAACUAUCGACGUCGAAUUCGCUACCAGAAGUAUCCAUGUUGAUGAUAAAAUUGUCAAGGCUCAGAUUUGGGAUACUGUUGGACAAGAAAGAUCAAUUCUCCAAAAGCAUAGAAAGAAUCUGGAAGCACUCAACAUCCAAAUGGGUAUGGUUGGGGGUCGAUUCUUGAAGAUGAAAGGUCUCGUUGAAGAUAAUAUCACCACCAUUGAUCCUGAUUUAGAUAAAGGAAAAUAUGUAACCAUUGUUCUUCCAGUAAAUGGUAAAAAGACACAAUGA